Messenger RNA from Scophthalmus maximus (turbot), 3464 nucleotides. RefSeq names its product trace amine-associated receptor 13c-like. Gene Ontology annotation, molecular function: trace-amine receptor activity. The record is from RefSeq and is a predicted model, not a curated record. Bases 1929 to 2927 code for a protein of 332 amino acids. Gene Ontology annotation, cellular component: membrane. The transcript is spliced from 2 exons. Lineage: Eukaryota; Metazoa; Chordata; Actinopteri; Pleuronectiformes; Scophthalmidae. Gene Ontology annotation, biological process: G protein-coupled receptor signaling pathway.
GUGUGAAUCCUUGAUGAGAGCGAUUCAUAAGAGAGUCAUUAACUACACCUGGAUGUUUAUGUUGCUAAGUGCUUCGUCUGCGUGCAGUCUCUCAGGUGUUUCUGUGUGUGUGUGAGAGAGAGCAUGGUUAGCAUGGCAAAAAAGUUUGGUUGUAGCACAAAAAGUUUGCUACUUGGUCAACCGUGAGUGCUUUUUCCAUGAAACCAAGAAUUUCCUCCUUUUUCAAAGUAAAAGCCCCUUUCUGUAACCUGGCAGUUAUCAAAGUUGAAUCAGGACAUAGGUAAUAUGUCCGGUGAUCUCACGCAAAGGUCUAGACUGACUGUUACUCCUUCUAACAGGAACAAGCUGUUGACAUUGGAUUUAUGCCAACCACUUUUGUAAUUAGCUGCACCCGGUCAUGACUGUAGUGUCUGACACAAAGGGGAAAAAACCUGCUUGGGAACAUUAUUAGAACUGAAAGGUGUCAGAUUUCUCUCUCCUUUCCCCUGCUGCUGUCCUUCAAGCCUACAGGCGGUCUGGAUUUUUAAAAAAUUCCCGACCCGCUGUCUUGGAAUGAACUCUUGUUUAGCUCCAUCUUGUCGAAAAACACAAGCAAAACAAAUUUUGACAUACAAGAUAAUUAAUUUCCCUGACAUCUAAAACAGAAAAAGUAAUUAUCUAAUUUAAAGGAAUUAUUUCAGGGAAUUAUUUUUAAUGUGAUUACAAAUGGCAUUUUGCUGGCAAGUGCUGAUCAUAUAUGAAGAAUUAUUCCCUUCUCCUCAUCAGUCAUCUGUCACAAUCAUGGAAAGUAUGACUUGCGGAAUAUGAGUACAGUCGAAUUGUCAAAUUGGCUUAGGAUGUUAACUAAAUCUUGAAAUGACCCGGAAGUAUUUGAUCAGCAGCCAUGAUAAGAACUGCUUGGAUUCUCUAAAUCCAUAGGAAAGGAGCUUCAAUGCUUCCUUUCCUAUCUCCUUUAGCAGAGGGAACACUGGAAUUUCCUAUGCGAAACAGAAGGAGAUAUAGACGCCCCACAAUUCGUUGCGGCAGUGAUAUUUAACGUGAAGUGCCAUGCACGAACGUUAACAAUUCAUGCUCUCACUCAGGCCCCACUCCCCUCUACUUAAUGUGGUUACUUCUGGUUUCAAAAACUAAGAUGGCGCCAGCCAAAAUGCUAAGCCCAAGGCUUCAAACAGCAGCUCAGAAACCAAUGGGUGAUCUCCGCACGGGUUACAACUUGGCAGAGCAACAUAAAGUAGUAAUUCAUAAUAACAACAAUCAAUCACAGCUUUCUGACUGGAGACACACAAUGUAGCUGGUUUUCGUGCCAACAUGCCAUGCUAGCUGCCCAUGCAAUGCUAAAGUGAAGGAUUUUGGAGUCACUGUGGGUCUGACCCCUCACCUGGGCCCUACUGGCAAUUGGUGACCCAACCAAGUGGGGCGAGGGGCUGCCUUGGCUUUUGCCUGUGCAAAAUCAAGAAAAAUAAAACAACUUGAUUGAUAUUAAUCGAGACUCUUCCUCAGACUUCUGAGGAACUCCAAAAGAAGUCUGGCGAAGAACCUGGUGUUCAAAAUGUCACUACAGCAAAUAAAAUCCUUCCGUUACAGGAGCUUUUAAAUCAUACGAUGGGGAAUUUUUUUUUGACCAGUCCAAACUUUAGGUUGUCUCUUUCAUUAUUAUUGUUAUUCUUAUUGACCCUGGCCUUGACCUUUGACCAAUCAACUCAAAAGGUUAAUCAUCCGGAGAUAGCCUCCCAAGUAAUUUCCCCACCAACUUAAGUGAAAAUCCGUUCAUAUGUUGUCGAUGCUUCUGGCCAUGUGAGCUCUAGGGUAUUGAUGAUUUCAGUAGUGAGGCGAGAGGGACCACUAGAUGACGUGUGGGAAGACAUAAAUCGGCUGUACGAUCAAACAGCUGCCACAGCUGAGCAGCACCUCCUCUCAUCUCUCUUUCCAUGAUGGAGAUUGUGGAGGAAACCGAACUCUGCUUUCCACAACUCCUAAACUCCUCCUGCUGGAAGCUGAAGCGUUCUCACACUGAGGCGGUGCUCGUUUACGUCCUGCUGUCCUCCAUCGCUUUGCUCACCACAACUCUAAACCUGCUGGUCAUCAUCUCCAUUUCCUACUUCAAGCAGCUCCACACUCCCACCAACCUCCUGCUCCUCUCUCUGGCUGUCGCCGACUUCCUUGUGGGCCUCCUCAUGUCCUUUCAGAUUCUCCUCACAGACGGUUGCUGGUUUCUCAGCGACCACGUGUGCACCCUGUUUGGCGCCUUAGAGUUCAUUGUUUCCUCUGGGUCUGUAGGAACCAUGGUGCUCAUAUCGGUUGACCGCUAUGUAGCCAUCUGUGACCCUCUGCAUUACCACAUCAAAAUAACUGUGAGAGGAGUCGCCAUCUGUACCUGCCUUUGUUGGGCGGGUUCUGUUCUGUACAACGGUCUCAUUUUGAAGGAUAACUUCAAACAGCCAGGCAGGUAUAACUCCUGCUCUGGAGAGUGUGUGGUCCUCAUUUCCUACAUUGCAGGAGUUGCUGAUCUUAUUCUCACCUUUAUUGGACCGGUCGCUGUCAUCAUAGUUCUGUACAUGAGAGUGUUUGCGGUUGCUGUGUCUCAGGCUCGUGCCAUGCGUUCUCACAUUAUAGCCAUCACGCCCCAGAGCGCUCAUUCAGAGACAUUGCUCGCUAAGAAGUCGGAGCUGAAAGCAGCCAGGAUUCUCGGCGUUGUCGUGGUCGUUUUCCUGGUGUGCAUUUGCCCAUAUUUCUGUUCCUCUCUUGUGGACCAGAACAGCUUGUUCAGUGUGACAACUGUGCCCAUAGAGAACUGGCUGUUCUACUUUAACUCUUGUCUGAACCCGCUGAUCUACGCUUUUUGUUACCCCUGGUUUAUGAAAUCGGUCAAGCUUAUUGUUUCGUGUAAGAUACUUCAGCCAGACUCCAGCGAGGCCAGGAUAAUGUAGAGAGAGAAGAGCGUGUCGACAACUUUUCUGAGAAAGAGGAAUAAAAUGUGAAUUGAAGUCAAACAAAAUACAAUUUCUUAAGUAACUGUUAGUGUCUAUUCAUGUUAAGUGAAUAGUCACCUCCUGUGAACAAACAUAUAACAUUAAAUCUGUUUUACUUUAAUGUCAAUGUUUUACAGCAGCCUGCACUAAGUGAUUCACAGUAGGAGUUAUAGUUGUCAACAAAAAUGAAUAAACACUUAUAUGUGCUCAUAACUACAUUAUAUUGUGUUAUGAAGGGGACAGAGCAUUUACAAUCCGAUGCCUCCAGCUCUGAAAGAAGGAAAUCAGGUCGACUGACUCAGUGAUUUCCCUUUUUCCCUUCAUCCCUCCUCAAGACAUACUUCUAUAGGAGAGACUUUCCUGAUUUGACUCAAAUUAAAUUGUCUUUGAACACGUGUAACAACUGUUUUUAUAUCUGAUGAUUUUCUGACCAAUUGUUUCAUUCGCUGGCUUUUGAUGAACUUUAGGAACUGGAUGUUGAAAAUUCUUCUCUAU